Messenger RNA from Lynx canadensis (Canada lynx), 6514 nucleotides. RefSeq names its product prostaglandin E receptor 2 (gene PTGER2). Gene Ontology annotation, cellular component: plasma membrane. Gene Ontology annotation, biological process: adenylate cyclase-activating G protein-coupled receptor signaling pathway; inflammatory response; cellular response to prostaglandin E stimulus. Gene Ontology annotation, molecular function: prostaglandin E receptor activity. The transcript has 2 exons. Lineage: Eukaryota; Metazoa; Chordata; Mammalia; Carnivora; Felidae. The record is from RefSeq and is a predicted model, not a curated record.
GAAGUCGGAUGCUUAACUGACUGAGCCACCCAAGUGCCCCUACUUUUAAGUUUUUUAAAAAAACAGUACAGAAAAAUUUAGAUACAAUAUUAUCACAUCCAUGAAAACAAAAAAUGCAUAGAAUAAAAAAUGAAAGAAACACAUCAAAAUGUUAAGAGUGGUCAUUUUCAAAGGAUACACAUUCAUAGAUGACUUUUUGCUUCCUUCUAAUUUUUCCAAAAUUUCUGUAAUGAGUUGCCACGUUAUACAAACAAGCUGAAUAACUAUAGCCUUAUUCUUGUGUUAUGUGUGGUUUUCUGCCCUGUAGUCGGUUUUGUCCUUGGAAGGCAACAUUUCUCAGAAAAGAGAAUUUUCAUUACUAUAUUGGAUUCUUUGUUCUCUAUCAAUCUUAGAAAAGAAUAAGAAUCACAGGCAAUCUACCUUCCUGACAUUAUUGGAGUGACUCAUUUGAUCGAACUCCUGGAGCUAAUAAGCAGCUGUGAUAUUUCCCGUCUAAAGACAAGAGAACUGUUGUACUCCUACAUCCGUUUGUAAAGUACUUUGUAUUGACCCAGGUUUUGCAAAGACUUUAUCAAAUUGUUUCUCAAACAAUCCUAUGAGGUUGUAAUAAGUCUCACCAAGCCUCGGAUAUACACACACCUAGGUGAAUGUAAAUGUUAUAAUUUGACAUAUUAACCUGUGAAUUUUUUUGCCCAGUACUUGGCUGAUAAGUGAGCCCUUUGCCUAGUUUUAGCAGCAGCUAGAGUGUGCUAUGCUAACUGCCUCAAAGAAAGAACAAUGUAACAGAACACAAUGUUUGGCUUAGGACUUUUGAAAGACUAGAGUAGAGGAGACCUAGGUAGAGGAGACCUAGGUCAGAGAUGAGGAAGAGUAAAGUUGUCCUACUUCUUCCCCACCUGGGUCCACAAGCUGUGAAAGAGAGAAGGGGAAGUUCAAGAGAACAAGAGUUAGCUUAGAUGUGAACACUGGAGUUUCCUAGAUAAUGUGGCCCUGCACCCCAGAUCCCAGAGAGGUUUGAGGUAUCCGAGAGCACAGAAAACCCACGCAUCUCUUGAUAGGUAAAUGGGGCAAGCCUUGCAUGGUAUGGAAAGUGUGUGAAUAUUUCCAGUGAGCGCAAAAGUAAUGAUAACAUGGAAAGCAGGGUGACCAGAGGUGAUUAGUCUUUAAGCUCACUCUUUCUUCUGCCAAAUACAAGCUGCUGUUUCAGUUCUAGAAUUUCCACUCCGUUUUUUUUUUUUAUAGUUUCUAUUUCUCCACUAAGAUUCUACCUGCCCACUUAUAGUUAGUUACCUUUAAUUUUUUUUGAACCUAUCUCAAAGUUGGUUUUUAUUAACUGCGUUUUGAGGUUUUUUUUUUUUUUGUUUUUUUGGACCCUUUGGUUGACACUUUGUUUCCACCUUUGUAAGACAGGGACUUCCUGGUGAUGACAGAAUUGUGUUAAGGGAUGACAAAAAUCUAAUGUCAAAGCAGUCACUUGAAGUAGGGCAGGGCACCGUCUUAUUAGAAAUGGUGUGAAAUGCGUGAUUAUUUCCAAUCUUCAAAUAAGGACAGUUGCAAAAAUCCUCGUGAAAAAUAAAGGAUACAUCUCCACUCUCCUGAUCAGCCUCAAACAACUGGCAAGACCUUAACAGUAGAACUGGAAGAUAAUUUAAAACAUUAGCAUCUAACUCCCUUCUUUCUGCCAAGUAGAAAGGACAGUCUCCUCCAGUGAUUUUUUUCUAAAAAAUUUUUUCUAAUGCAGCUUCCUUGCAUUUCCUAAUAUAAAGGUAAUACAUAUUUAUAGAAAAAUCAGUCAAAACAAACAGGCAUAAAGAAAAAAGUACUACCCGGAGAAAUUACUACUAACAUUUUGCUGAACAUCCUUCUAGAUGCUGCUCUAUGCAAAUGCUUACACAUAUCAUUUUAUAUGAAUGAAAUAAUAUACAUGCUUUUAACUCAAUGUGUGGUAAAGAUCAUUAUCAAGAACUACAGAUACAUAUCAUCCUUUUCAGCAACUAUAUAAUCCAUUGCAUAGGUAUAUCAAAAUUUAUUAAACAAGUCCUCUAUGGAAGUCCUCUAGAUCCUUGCAAUAACGAACAUUCUUUCUGCUGUGCGUAUAUGAUAACUUUGUGUAUUUGUCAGAUUAUGUCUCCUGAGGCAGUACAUUUCUUUAAUAUUAUUUCUGGGCUGAAGCAUAUUCAAAAUUUGUGAUAAUUAACAGACCAUUCUCACCAAGAAGGCUGUAGCCACACUCACACUUCCACCAAUAGUAAGCACAUUUCUCUCUCUCUCUCUCUCUCUCUCUCUCUCUCUGGUCAUACUGGAUAUGUGUAAUCUUUUCAAAUUUCACCAAUAUGUCAGGCAAAAAGUAACAUCUAAAUUGUGUUGGGUGAUUUGCCAGGGAGCUCUAAUGCAGUAUUGAGGAUGGGUAUCUUGCCAUGUACUCCUUUCUGGCUUUAAAUGGACAAUGUGCGCAAUAUGCAGGGGUCUGUAAUGUAAUUGAGAUGGUCUGGCUUCCAUACUCCUAGCUUUGCACUAACUUUGUAUGUCCUUGGGUAAGAUCAUCAACUUUUCUGUGCCUCAGUUUCUUCAAAUGCAAUGGGUGCAAUUUGGAAUAGGUGUUCUUGCCCUUCCUUUCAGGCUCCACAGAGGGGAUAGUAGGGAAUGCACUGUGCACAACAGUGGACAAGAGGCUGACUAACCCAAUGCCACUCCCAGCCCAUUCUCCCCUGCCUGUCUCUACUCUGGAAGAAGCUGGAAAUGCCCAAUACCCUCGUCUCAGCUUCCUAUGGAGCUAAGGAGUGGCCAAUUUGCCACGUUCUGGCUAAAGAGACACAAAGGGAAGUCUACCGAGGUGCUUCUAGAAAACUAGCUUUCCUGAUGAAAGAAACAGGCACAAGAGAGAGAGAGAGAGAGCUCACAGGAGCUGCCUCUUUCUCACCCUCCUCUUUCAAUGCAGACUUCAUGCCUGGACCCACGGGGCAGUGUGGUAGCUUUAUACUGGGUCAACUCAGCUGAGCAGGAUCUGUUCUCCAGAAUUCUGCAUGGUUUCAAGGUUAGCAUUAGCCACAAGAGAAGUGCUGUAUGUGAUUGAGAGGGCAGCGGCGAAGCAGCAGCCAUGGUUUUCAUGCUCUGAAGGACAAUGCAAGGGCUCCAGGCACAGUGGUGACUCUAGUACAUUGUCACUCAUCUGCUGGCUCACCUGGCUGGUUGGGUGUCCUCCUUCAGCUUCUCCGUGUCCUAAGCCAAGUGCAUGUGCAGCCCCAUGAAGGAUGCCAGCUUCUUCUGCAGUAUGCCUGUUAUCAAGGUCAGAGGUAGGGAGGGACACACACAAAUCCAGUCUGUCUUAGAGGAUUCUAGUUUUUCAUGAAUUCCAGUUAGCCCCUGCAGGUUCCAAGCCUGUACUUGCUUUUAUCCAGGUCUAGCUUUCUACCCUGACUGCCAUUCUGUCUGACCUAUGGUGACUUCACAUUUCAACACUAGAAUCAAAGACCUCAAACAGCUUUGAACAGACUUCUCAAUGAGCUCCCACAAUCAUGUAAGGUCUGAUGCCUCUUCUCCAAUAGAACUUCUGUGAUGAUGGAAAUGUUUUGUAUAUGAGCUGCCCAACGAUAGCCACUAGUCACAUACAUGUGGCUAUCGAGCACUUGAAGUGUACCUAGUGCAACCAAGAAACUACAUUUUUACUCUCAGUUCAUCUUAAUUCAUUUACACUGCCACAUGUGGCUAGUGGCUACUAUGUUGAACAGCACAGAUCUGGUGCCUAACAAUAAAUCUGUCAUUCUUCAUCACUUAUAGUGGUUUUUUUCUCUGGUUGAAUCCUGACUGGUGACUACAUGGGGAAAGAACAUGUAGACUGAAAGCCGGUAUGCUAGGAAUAAAGGGCUGGAGAACAGAAGGAGGUGGGUCCUGAGAAGCCCACCUACCUGUGACUGCUGAACUCCUUAUUUGAGAAAAAUAGACUCCCUGUGAACUUGUCCUUUGGGAGCCCCAUCUCCAUUCCAAUUCCCAGACCAAGUAUCAAGGUGAGCUAACAUAUUCAUGGCGAGUAAGAUGUGUUCUUCAACAGGUAAUUUUUUCUUUCUUCCACCCUGAUGACUUUUUCCCCUUGCCUGUUCCCUAUGCAGAUCCUUCCACCUCUCAGUCUUCCUCCCGUCCCCAAGUGGCUAUGACUUUCCUCACAGAAUAGAAUUACCCCUUUCGACCAUCAAACUGGAUUUUUGUUGUUGUUUUAAACACCAGCCCAUUUUCAGGAGUCUGCAACUGUGACACGUUUGUCAGCCCUAGUUUCUAAAACUGGCCACUUAGUAAUACACUUUACCAGGAAUGGGUCUUUCCAAAUGUGCUCUGCACAGUUAACAUGAAAAGAUUAAUCCUGAGCAACAUUUUCUCUCAGGGCCGAUCUUGAGUGGAGAGCCGCCGUGCAGUGCUUUCCAGCUGUGUUCACAAACACAAUUCCACACAUCAGGAACAUUUCUUUCUCUUUUUCUUUCAUUCUUGCUUGCUUGCUGUAACGAGUGGUUAGCCGUUCUGGUGUUGACACAGGAAAAGGCGAAAUGCUGGCAACCGAAUCAAAGCCGACAAUGCAACAGGCAGCUCAGCGGCGCGCCUGGUUCGGUUCCUCACACUCACCAGGCGUACUUUCAACUUCCUCCCAAUUUUGGUCCCGGCCCCUUGGCUUAUCUUCCUGAGAAUGUUAAAAGAAAAGAAAAAAGAAAAAGACACUGAUCUUACUGCAAGCUGUCUUUAGUGUCUGUUGUUCCCUUCUUAUGCACACGGCCAGGACUGGCCCUCCAAACUUCUCCAUUGUCUGGUGAGUCACUCUUGCUUUCCCGUUUUCGCCUUCCGUGAAUUCUGCGCACCCCACAAGUGCCCCGCUCUCGCUCCCAGCGCUCCGCCUGGGCUCAACGCUUCCUAGCCGAGGUCGGCGGCCGUGCGGCUUCCAGCACCCACUGCCCAGGGUUUGGGUGGGAGCAGGGCCACAGCGCAGCUCCAGCCCAGCGCCCGCGGGGCCGGGCCGGGCCGGCGUUCGGGGUCGGGGCCGUCUCCUCCCCUCUCCCCGCUGAGGACCUCGCAGUGAACUCGCAGUGCCCCCACGGGGUGGGACGCGCGCGUCCCACCUCUGGGGCGGCUUGCGGGCGCUAGCCCUGGGGACGGUGACUCCGCUUCUGAGUCCGUCCCCAGGCGGGUGCGGAGUGGUGGCGGCCGCCCCCUGGGCGCGGGGCCGCGGCCGAGAGGAGCGAGGAUCGGCAGAGGAGCCCUGAGCGCCGCCCGGAUGCUGCAGCCUAGUGGCCUCUCCCGGAGCGACGCGAGCCCUGGGGCCGAGCCUGCCCUGGGCGCGCUGGGGGCCGGAAGGGGGCUCUGGACUAGGAUCCCUCCCCCUUUCCCUCUGCGUGCCGGAGCGCUCUCAGACCCUCCUCCUCCAGGUACGAGCCGGGAGAGGAGGGCGCCUCUCUCCUGCCGGCGCUCCACCAUGGGCAAUAUCUCCAAUGACUCCUGGCCCGAGGACUGCGGGUCGCGGCAGUGGCUCCCCUCCGGCGAAAGUCCGGCCAUCAGCUCGGUGAUGUUCUCGGCCGGGGUGCUGGGGAACCUCAUCGCUCUGGCGCUGCUGGCGCGCCGCUGGCGGGGGGACGCGGGACGCAGCGCGGGACGCGGGAACUCGGUCUCCUUGUUCCACGUGCUGGUGACAGAGCUGGUGUUCACCGACCUGCUUGGGACCUGCCUCAUCAGCCCGGUGGUGCUGGCUUCCUACGCUCGGAACCAGACCCUGGUGGCGCUGGCGCCUGACAGCCGUGCGUGCACCUACUUCGCCUUCGCCAUGACCUUCUUCAGCCUGGCCACGAUGCUCAUGCUGUUCGCCAUGGCCCUGGAGCGCUACCUGUCCAUCGGGCACCCUACUUCUACCAGCGUCGUGUCACGCCGCAGCGGCCUGGCAGUGCUGCCCACCAUCUACGCCGUCUCCCUACUCUUUUGCUCGCUGCCGUUGCUGAACUACGGGCAGUACGUCCAGUACUGCCCCGGGACGUGGUGCUUCAUCGAGCACGGCCAGACUACGUACCUGCAGUUGUAUGCCACCCUGCUGCUCCUCCUCAUCGUCGCGGUGCUCGCCUGCAACUUCAGCGUCAUCCUCAACCUCAUCCGCAUGCACCGUCGGAGCAGGAGAAGCCGCUGCGGGCCCUCCUUGGGCAGCUGCCGGGACGCCCCUGGGGCCCGCAGGAGAGGGGAAAGGCUGUCCAUGGCGGAGGAGACAGACCACCUCAUUCUCCUGGCUAUUAUGACCAUCACCUUUGCUGUGUGCUCCUUGCCUUUCACAAUUUUUGCAUACAUGAAUGAAACCUCUUCCCGAAAAGAAAAGUGGGACCUCCAAGCUCUUAGAUUUUAUCCAUCAAUUCAAUAUUGACCCUUGGUCUUUGCCAUCCUUCGGCCUCCUGUUCUGAGACUAAUGUGCGUUCAGUCCGGUUGUUGUCGGGUUUCAUUAAGAACACAAGAUGCAGCACAGACUUCCUGUUCUAUACAGUCAAAUGCCAGCAAAUAG